Molecule: messenger RNA, 618 nt
Organism: Zygosaccharomyces rouxii
Lineage: Eukaryota; Fungi; Ascomycota; Saccharomycetes; Saccharomycetales; Saccharomycetaceae
Product: resistance to Congo red protein
Exons: 1
Coding region: 1-618 (205 amino acids)
Biological process (GO): vesicle-mediated transport
Cellular component (GO): intracellular membrane-bounded organelle
Source: RefSeq, a predicted model, not a curated record
AUGAUAAUUGAAAAAACUGGAUUGAUCUAUGCAAGAGACUUCUAUGAUGGAGAUGAUGAUGUAUCUAAUGAAUCAUGGAAGUGGGCGAGAUGGACUUUAUUCGUUAUAUUUAUUCUAGCUAUUGUGAUGUUCAUAGUGGGUGUUGUGGGCCUCAAUCGUAGGAGAAAGCAGGUUGGUAGAGCUCCCAUAAGAGGUACAGCAUGGAUUACACCACCUUCUUACAGGCAAUCACAGAGGGAUCACGACAGAAGAGAAGACAGUGAGUUCGUACCUCAAUACACGGCUAAGGCCAAUGAAAAUGAUUUAGGAUACUAUGAUGAAAACGGUGAAUUCCAUUUAAACAGUAAGGGCGAGUUUUACCCCCCACCAUCAUCACCGCCACCAAAUGAAACUUCUGAAGAGCCAAGAUCAAAUUCUUCUAUGUCGUUAACAAGGCCUGAAAAUGCAGUAACUAGAGAUCGUCAUAAUUCUUCGGACGUGGAAGCAGAAUUUGAUCGUGAUUUCGGUAGAGGGAGACCUCAUACAGAGACAUUAUACACAGCAGCUACUAAUAAUUCUAGUUCAGUGGAAAAACAACAUAUUUCUACUCCAGAAAGAGCUAAAAUGGCUGAAAGCUGA